Messenger RNA from Epithele typhae, 1050 nucleotides. Its product is annotated as aromatic compound dioxygenase. The record is from RefSeq and is a predicted model, not a curated record. Bases 1 to 1050 code for a protein of 349 amino acids. The transcript is spliced from 7 exons. Gene Ontology annotation, molecular function: catechol 1,2-dioxygenase activity; ferric iron binding. Gene Ontology annotation, biological process: catechol-containing compound metabolic process. NCBI's taxonomy places the organism in Eukaryota, Fungi, Basidiomycota, Agaricomycetes, Polyporales, Epitheliaceae.
AUGGCUUCCGAGCAGCAGAUGAAGAACCCGCUCCUCGUCGGGCGCGCCAUUCGGGCGCAGCUCGAGAAGGAGAUCCCCACCGACCUCCCGCUCGAGCGCGACUUCCGGGAGGAGACGGACUACACCAUCACCGACCACGUCCAAGGGCUGCAUCAGAGCCUCUGCAAAGACCCCCGCUCGCUCGAGCUCAUCACGUCGCUCGUGUCCCACCUGCACGCAUUCGCGCGCGAGACGCAACUAACGCACGACGAGUGGCUGCGAGCGGUCACCUUCCUCACGCGCGCGGGGAAGGAGAGCACGGAAUACAAGAACGAGUUCGUCCUCCUCAGCGACUGUCUUGGUUUCAGCGCGCUCGUCGACGAGGUCAACCAUCCGAAACCUCCGGGUUGCACGGAUGGAUGCGAGGAGGGGCCGUUCUGGACGAAAGACGCCCCUACUGUGCCCUCAGGCUCGUCACUUGCCAAGAAGGGGACCACAGGAGAGUCCAUGUACUUCGCCGGUACGAUCAAGAACUUGCAGGGAGAAGUCGUCAAAGGCGCAACUGCAACAUCACAGUGGCAAGCGGACGGAGACGGCUUGUAUGACGUCCAGUACCCAAACCGCGAGGAGGCCAACGACCGCGGCACCAUCGUCGCAAACCCCGAUGGGACCUUCAAUUACCGCGGUAUCCUGCCUACUGCGUAUCCCAUCCCCGGUGAUGGACCCAUCGGAGAUCUGUUACACGCUCUGGGACGUCACCCUCACCGUGCAUCGCACAUUCACUUCAACGUCAAAGCUCCCGGAUACGACGAGCUGACUUCGGCGCUGUACCCAUCACACUCGCCCUUCCUCGGCACGGACCCUGUCUUCGCCACCAAGAAGUCGCUCAUCUGUCAGCUCGUCGAGGAGCAAGAUCCGCGACGCUGGGCGGCAAUGGGUUUCGCGGACGGCGAGGUGCAGUCCGGGCGCGUGUGGGUGUGGAAGUACGACUUCGUGCUCCCGACGCUCGGUCAGGUCGAGGAGCUCAAGAAGACUCGGGCGCAGAAGUACAGAGCCGCGGCGAAAAACUGA